This is a messenger RNA of Eremomyces bilateralis CBS 781.70, 1215 nucleotides long. RefSeq lists its product as uncharacterized. Lineage: Eukaryota; Fungi; Ascomycota; Dothideomycetes; Eremomycetales; Eremomycetaceae. The coding region runs from base 1 to 1215 and encodes 404 amino acids. The transcript is spliced from 3 exons. The record is from RefSeq and is a predicted model, not a curated record.
AUGAGGCUCUCAAAUUCAAUAUUGCGGCAGUCAAGAGUGCUGCCGUCGAAGUUAUAUGCGCAACGAACCUUUUCGACCAGCCCCCAAUGGCUGCAACGAACUCUCCCGGUCUUCGAAGAGUCAUCAUCACCGGAACUCCAUAACCUCCUCCAACUCGCUCGGGAGAAGAUCAUCCCCAUCGCGGCCCUGAAUAUGGACCAAAAGAAAUACCUCUUCUCGCCCCGGAACAAAACCACUCUCGAGAGCGAUCCGCUAUACAUUGAAUUUGCCAACGAUGAAGCGGUCCAAUUAGGAUACACCAACCCUCUCACCGACCUCCCGGGCAAGUUUCGCCUGUUCAACGAAGCGACGGAUCUAGCUACGACGAAAGAAGACUGGCAGAAUGUGUCCAGGCUGCUCAAGGGGAUCGCACAAGGGGAGCGCCUCCAGGCCAAGCUCCAGGAGCGGUACAUCCGACUAGGCAUCCAAGCCGGCCAUCCAUCCAUCGUCCUAGGCACCGUGGAGGCGGUCGAGGGCUCGAAAGUGUCGUUGAAAGUCGGGGAGAACCUUCUCUACCUGCUCGAAGGGUUGCGGAAGUACGGGUUCUGGUCGGCGGAGGAUCCGGAGGAGGCGUCGGCAUGGCUCGUGGGCGCAUACACGCGGGUGAUCACCAUGAUGGAACAUCGGAAGCAUUGUGGAGCGAAGAAUAUUGCGAAGGACGAUUUGCGGCGGCAACCGUGGGUGUUGGCCCCGUUGGUAGAGAUCCUGGGUCUCCGACUCAAAGCAGGAUGGGACAGUGCUGAGAAGAGCGCGUUUGGGUUGUAUGCGGCUAGGCUGGUCGAUAUGUUGGAUGUGGAAGCGAUUGAGAAUGCCAGCAGCUUGCCGGAUAUUGAUCUCUCCAUUCCGAAGAACCGAGCUGUUGCAAAGCGGCUAUUACUCCGCUGGGAGCCCGUCUACUCGGCUUUGGAGCUGAUCCAAGAAUUUCAACCACAAGGCGUUCAAUUAGAAUCCGUCCCACUUUCGCGCCUCAUCGAGAGCCUCUCCACGAAUCUCGACAGGACACUUGCCCGUAGCAAGGAGGUUGCCUCGCGAACCGUCGAGCGCGAUCCACCUGCGUCAUGGUUGAGCCCUGAAGUGGUUCGAUGGACUCGAUAUACUACGCUUGGUCGAAAUAUUAGUGACGCAGAAAUGCCGACCACCGCAGCGCGAGACUCGGUUCUCGGUUUCUCCGAAUAA